Molecule: messenger RNA, 684 nt
Organism: Penicillium angulare
Lineage: Eukaryota; Fungi; Ascomycota; Eurotiomycetes; Eurotiales; Aspergillaceae
Exons: 1
Coding region: 1-684 (227 amino acids)
Source: RefSeq, a predicted model, not a curated record
AUGGUGAAAGAUGAUGACAAAAAAAGGUCCGAAGUUACAUUGGGAUUUUCGUGGAUUCCCAAGUGCGAGUUAGUUCGAUUUUGUCGUGGGCUCGAGGCAGCUGAGAAAACAAUCAAACAAGUUUGGGACGAACAAGAGAAUCAGUAUGCAGCCUGGGCUGAGAAUCAGCCCGGGUCCGGAGGACGCAAUCGUGGUACUACGCCAUGUCCAUUGAACGCCUCCUUGGGCCGCCUUCGGGAACGGAGAGCCACUUCGCGCCUACGGACACCUGGUGUCAGAGAUUCUUCUCCGACUUACGGUACCAACGGCACACCUGCGCCGUCGCGGCGGGACACCCGAGGAGGCACCAAAUUCAACCCGGUCAGCCUCGACGAGGAACCGGACGAUGCGGUUUCUCCUACCAGCCCAGAACCAAGACCUACGAAUUCUGCGUCCAGUGAAUCUGACAACCGCAAUAUAGCGGAAACUCGAGGUCAGGCUCCCACUGUCAAGUUUAGUCAGGCGGACUUCAUGCGGAAAGAAGGAAUCAAAGAAGGCUGGGGGAAUUUGAGUCCUUCAGAAAAAGAGGCUCGAGAAGUUGUUGCCGAGGCUCUUUACGAAAUCUAUAAAGCGACCAUGCUACAGAACAACGAAGAAGAGGUCCAAGGACUGAUUGCCUCUGAGUGCGUGGAGAAGGAGCUUUGA